Ectocarpus siliculosus is the source of this 1752-nucleotide messenger RNA. The record is from the annotation of a GenBank genome assembly. NCBI's taxonomy places the organism in Eukaryota, Phaeophyceae, Ectocarpales, Ectocarpaceae.
AUGACGAACAAGGAACAAACUCUACGGCCGUCCAAAGGCAAGGAGUCUACGAGCGUAGAGGGCAAGGAAGCCACGGUCAUCAUCACCGAGGCCGGGGGCAGGCCGCACACGGUGGCGAGCAAGGCCAAGAUCUCGGCCGCCAACAAGGGCAAGAAGCCGUGGAACGUCGGGGUGGGGCACUCGGAAGAGACGAGGCGCAAGAUUGCGGAGGGGGCGAGGAACGCGGCGAGGAAGAGGAGAGAGAAGACCGCCGAGUCUCUGGGCAUGACCCUGGAGGAGUACGAGGAGAUGAAGCGGCGGAAGCCCGCCGGGAAGCGGGACCCGACGGUCACCGAAGAGACGAGGAAAAAAAUCAGCGCUCGGCUCAAGGCCAAGUGGCAAGACCCAAGCUACCGGGAGCGGCGCAAGCAGUGCAUGCCCAACCGCAAGGGCGUCCCGCACACGGAGGAGACCAAGGCCCGCAUCUCGGCGGCGGUCAAGAACAAGUGGAACGACCCGGUGUACCGAGAAAAGAUUACGAACAUGGAACGGACCGAAGAGACACGGGCAAAGAUCGGCCGAAUCAUCCGUGAGCAGUGGGCCAACCCAGUGACUAGAAAGGAGCGCCUGAAGAACAUGGCUCCCCGUACCGAGGAGCACAACCAGAAGAUCGCGGCAUCGGUGAGGUCCAAGUGGUUAGACCCGGAGUACAAGAAGAGGACCUCCGAGGCGAUGAGGAAGGCGGCCCACGACCGCAUCAUCGCCAGCGGUGGGGUGCCGAAGCCGCCCAGAGUGCGGCGCCCCCGGGUCCCGCGCGCCCCCGGGGAGCCCGGCAGUCGCGCGUCUAGGAUAGAGGGGGUGGGGAUCUCCCGCGAGGCGCAGAGGAACCUGAACAGAUGGGCGAAACAGAGAAAGGAUGCUGAGGUGAGAUUGAUGAGACAAGCGAAGAAGGAGGAAAGGGAGCGGGAGGCGGCGACCAAGCUGGCCAUCAGGGAGGCCAAGGCGGAGGCCGAGCGGAUUGCGCUCGAGGAGGAAGCGGCUCUGACGGAGGGCCUCGACGACCUGGAGAAGGUCCUGAUGCGGUCUACCAUCCGCGCCAAGAAACAAGAACGACUGGAGAAGGUGGCAAAGGCGGCGGCAAAAGCAAAGGCAGCCGCAGCCGCAAAGGAGGAGCAACCAGCACAGCCAGUAGAGCCAGUGGAGCCGGUCGAAGCUGUGCCUGAUGGUUUCGAGAUGGUGGAGAUUAACGGGCGCAUGGUCUUGAGGAUGAAGUAGACGCAAGCAGCGGUUUUAGAGCUACAGUAAUAUUUUAGAGGCGUGGUUUCGUGUGUUUCGGCGUGAUGAGGGUUGUGACUGACGAGUCGUGGAGUCCGCGUGUUGUCAUGCGAUUUUUCGCUGGUCUAGCUGAUUGCGUGAUAGACUUUUGAUUGGGUUUCUGAGAUGAGCUGGGGCGUCAUCCUUCGGCGGCGGCAGCAGCAGCAGCAGCAGCAGCAGCGUUCAGGCGUUUUAGAGGAUUGAUCGGUUUGUGUGUGUUUUGAGUGUGUUCCUUCUGAUCACUGGCAACAGGGUCGCGCGUUCGGCUGUCUAGGAAAGGGGGGGGUUUCUCUCGCACCCGGACUUUAUUUCAGCUCUCGUGUUCGUUUGUUCUUCCUCUUACCUUUGCGUGCUGGUGCUCUCCGCGGGCAUGCCACGUGGCUUUAGAAACAAGUUUUAGUAUGUGCUCAUCGAGUUGUUUUCCAGCAGGCUUUAGAAUCAAUCCACAAACGCGCCCGG